Molecule: messenger RNA, 345 nt
Organism: Ananas comosus (pineapple)
Lineage: Eukaryota; Viridiplantae; Streptophyta; Magnoliopsida; Poales; Bromeliaceae
Product: plasma membrane ATPase-like
Exons: 2
Coding region: 19-345 (108 amino acids)
Biological process (GO): proton transmembrane transport; regulation of intracellular pH
Cellular component (GO): plasma membrane
Molecular function (GO): P-type proton-exporting transporter activity; nucleotide binding
Source: RefSeq, a predicted model, not a curated record
AGGUGCUGAUGACAUGUGAUGAUGCAGGCGCGAGCUGGAAUCAGGGAAGUGCACUUCCUCCCCUUCAACCCAGUCGACAAGAGGACGGCCUUGACCUACAUUGAUGCCAACGGCAACUGGCAUCGUGUCAGCAAAGGUGCCCCCGAACAGAUUAUGAGCCUCUGCAACUGCAGGGAAGACGUGAGAAAGAAGGCUCACAGUGUGAUCGACAAGUUCGCCGAACGCGGGCUUCGCUCGCUAGCCGUUGCAAGGCAGGAAGUCCCCGAGAAGAGCAAGGAGAGCCCGGGAGGCCCCUGGGAGUUUGUUCUGCAAAACAUUUCCAAAACCCCAAGUCUUCCUAUUUAA